AUGACAACUUCCAAAUCAUUGAAAAUUAUCUUUGUCAUUUGGUUGAUUUCAACUGCCUUUGCCACCUACGCCGCCACUCCUAAUUCAGGAAGCCUGGAAAUCUUGGCUACAAGCGAGAAGCAUUGCAGUCCUGUUGAUGAUAAUAAGACAAUAGAAUUCUAUACUUUUCUGCCAAUAUGUGUAUUUUUUCUACCCACCGUGGUCAUACUUGUUAUGUACGCUCUUAUUUUUGUUGUUGUUCAUAAACGACAGAAGAUGCUGAGAAAUGGGGAACUGGGUCAAACCUGCAAUGAUCGGAACCAACGACGUGCCUUUCUUCAAGAUCUGAAGACUAUUCGAAUGCUAUUGGUUGUCGUUGGAGUGUUUAUACUUUGUUGGGGCCCUUACUUUAUUUGUCCGUUUUACUAUCCAAAUUCUGCUGAUAGCCAUAACCGCUCAUUAAGUUACUGGUAUUUGUUCUAUGCAGGUCUAACACUAGUAAAGACACUCCCACUCUUUAACAGUCUAUGCAAUCCAAUAAUCUAUGCCUGUCUGGAUCAAACGUACAGAGGGGCUUUCAAAAAUCUGUUCCAGCGAAUGCGGUGCCGACCAAGCUCAACAAGACAACCACUGCGAAACGGAAUAGAGUUACCUCCACUAAGAACUAGAUAA
Paramuricea clavata is the source of this 651-nucleotide messenger RNA. Lineage: Eukaryota; Metazoa; Cnidaria; Anthozoa; Malacalcyonacea; Plexauridae. The record is from the annotation of a GenBank genome assembly.